Molecule: messenger RNA, 2880 nt
Organism: Pomacea canaliculata
Lineage: Eukaryota; Metazoa; Mollusca; Gastropoda; Architaenioglossa; Ampullariidae
Product: arylsulfatase B-like
Exons: 26
Coding region: 16-2880 (954 amino acids)
Biological process (GO): proteolysis
Molecular function (GO): serine-type endopeptidase activity
Source: RefSeq, a predicted model, not a curated record
CACAUCAUCACAGAGAUGGAUGACAAGCUCCCGAAGUCGCUGUUUUGUCUAGUGAUAGUUUUAUCCUCCAUAACCUGCAUCCAUGCCAAACCUCGGGCUUCAGAUCUUCCUCACAUCAUCUUCAUCAUUGCUGAUGAUCUAGGAUGGGCAGAUGUGAACUGGGAGGAUCCGAACUUACAUUCUCCGAACUUGUACAACCUGGCCACGAAUGGAAUAGUGCUGAACAACUCUUAUGUACAGCCUCUGUGUUCUCCAUCGAGAAGCGCUCUUAUGUCAGGUUACUUCCCUUUCCACACUGGAUUGCAGCACAUGAUUAUUGGGUCGAUGCAGCCGGCGUUUCUACCUGAAAACGUGACGACGCUCCCACAGGGCCUGAAGGACGUGGGCUACGCCACGCACGCGAUCGGCAAAUGGCACCUUGGGUUCUGCAACUGGAAGUACACGCCAACAUUUCGAGGAUUCGACAGUUUCUAUGGUUACUACAAUGCAGACGAAGAUUACUACAGACACGAGCACCAAGGAUUCCUGGACUUCCGCUUGAAUGAAGGCGUUGAGAUGAACGAUACUGGAGUCUACUCCACAUUUGCCUUUUCUCGCCGUGCUCAAGACAUCCUGGAAACACACAACACAUCUCAACCUCUCUUCCUGUACCUUGCAUUUCAAGCUGUUCAUUUUCCUCUAGAGACCAAAACUGAUUUUUGCGGAGGUGAAAAAGAUCCUCUCGAGAUGCAGGACGUGGCCAGCCUGUACCCGGAUCUGCUUGCAUCGCUCAAAACGAGGCUGGAGGAGUGGAAGGCAACGUUGGUGCCGGCUAACUUUCCUCCUGAUGAACCACUCGCCGAUCCUGAGAAUUAUGGCGGCUGGGCCGAUGUGAACUGGGAGGAUCCAAACUUGCAUUCCCCAAACCUGUACCACUUGGCUCACAAUGGAAUCAUUCUCGGCAACUCGUAUGUCCAGCCCGUGUGCUCACCCACUUCAUCAUUCGUUCGAUGCAGCCAGCUUUUCUACCUUCCACAGGCCUUGCAGCAAGUGGGAUAUGUGACGCACGCGAUCGGCAAAUGGCACCUUGGUUUCUGCAACUGGAAGUACACGCCGAGAUUUCGUGGUUUUGACAGUUUCUAUGGUUACUACAACGCCGGCGAAGACUAUUACAAUCAUGUCACUCACGCGGAGAUCGACAACUACAUUGUCAAUGGCUACGUGGUGAACCCAAUUAACUCGUUCCCAUGGCAACUGUCCCUGCAGCGCGAUGGCUCGCACAUCUGUGGAGCUGUGGUCUACAACAACAACUUCGCGCUGACAGCUGCUCACUGUGUGGCUGGAGUUGCUGCUUCAAGGUUCCAAGUGAUGUGUGGAGCUCACAACAUCCAUACAUCCGAGUCAUGGCGACAGACGGUUGGUGUCAUCGUUGUCAUUGUGGUACGUGUGAUUCCAGAUAACUCUACUCUGAUGCAUCCCAGCUACAGUCCAAGCACAAGCGGAUUCCCCAAUGACAUCGCGGUGCUGGCGUUGUCCCCAUCCUUGACAUUAGACAGGUACUGCCAGCCCCCCAACCUUCCGUCCCCCUCUGACUACGCUGGCCAGUCCGCCGUCAUCACUGGCUGGGGUCGCCUGUAUGGUGGGGGCACUGAGCCCAGCAGACUGAAGCGAGGCGAUGUGGAGGUCCUGUCCAACACCAAGUGCCGCACCUACUUUGGCAACACCAUCAGCGCCGCCUACCACAUUUGUGUCAAGGACCUGGGUGACAGAAUCUACGGAGGAUGCAAUGUGCAUGCUUUCUACGAAGAAACAUUUUGCUCCCACAUUACAGACGCCAACAGGAGGACAUACUGUGAAGGAGCUCUGGACUUCCGGUUCAACGAAGAUGUGGAGGACAAGGCUAUAGGAGUCUACUCCACGUUCGCAUUUUCUCGCCGUGCACAAGACAUCCUUGAAGCGCACAACACAUCUCAGCCUCUCUUCCUGUACCUGGCCUUCCAGGCCGUCCAUUCUCCACUAGAGGUGCCUGAUUUCUACGAAGAAACCUUUUGCUCCCACAUUACAGACACCAACAGGAGGACAUACUGUGGGAUGCUAGCAGCCAUGGACGAAGCUAUCGGAAAUAUAACUCAGGUGUUAGAGAGGCGGGGCUACACAGACAACAUGUUGCUUGUCUUCACCACAGAUAAUGGCGGAGAUCCCACUCAAGGAGCCAGCAACUGGCCGCUGAGAGGAGCCAAAAACACAUUGUGGGAGGGAGGCACCCGGGCAAAGGACUUGUGUACAGCACAAACAUGUUUAAAAAGACAGGAACUGUUUACAACGGGUAACAUCCCUCGUGUUGUUUGUUGUGCAGGUGCUUUUAUUACAAGGGCACCCAUGUUGAUGCACAUCGUGGACUGGUUUCCAACAUUCAUGACACUGGUCGGCGGAGAAACUCCUCCUGGUAUUGACGGGGUCAGUCAGUGGGAAUCCAUCCUAAGCGGCGGAGCAAGUCCCCGGACAGAACUUGUUUAUAACAUCGACGAAAUUAAUCAGAACGCCGCCAUCAGGGUGGGCGACUGGAAACUGAUCCAAGGGUCGCCAGGCAAUCAGAGCGGGUGGUACCCACCUCCGCAUCUUGCUGACUUUGUGAUGGAGAGCAAAGAUUUCCUAGCCUGGCCUGACAACUAUAGUUUGUUUAACAUAAAUGAAGAUCCUCUAGAAAUGGAUAAUGUUGCCAGCAAGUACCCUGACGUGCUUGCUGCGUUGAAAACGAGGCUGGAGGAGUGGAAGACGACGCUUGUGCCAGCAAACUUUCCUCCUGAUGACCCCCUCGCCGAUCCUCAAAACUAUGGGGUGUCUGGAGUCCUGGGUGGUGCUGAAUAUAUUUAUCCCAUCUAUCCUCACGCACACGAUUAA